AUGGCCUCAAAUCUGCCCUCUAACACUAUUGGGAAGGCGACAGAGUCUCUGAGAGCGUUCAUGUCCCAAGCUGACCAGAACGACACAACUGUUGACAGAGAGGAAGCUCGCACGGUUGAGCAUGAGACGGUGAAGCCCUCUCAACAUGAGGAGAUUACCACGGCAGUCGACAAGGAGGUUCACCAAGAUCACUACCAUCGCACCGUACAGCCAAUCAAGGAGAGAGAAGUUCUUCCGGACAAGCACUCUUUCAAGCAGAACCAGACGAAGCACAAGGAAUUUGACAACAGGGAUGAUACGGCUGCUAGGAAACAUCAACAAGAAAGCGGCAAAUUCCAUGACGAGCGAGAAGUCGAGGCUACCAAGUACACAAAGGAGCAAGCCCAGACGAAGCAGGGCGAGCACAUCCACCACCACAUUCAUGAGACUGUCCAACCGGUCAUCAAUAAGGAGACCUUCCAGCGUGAGGUGGUGCACACCAUUAAUCCUGUACAUGAAACCCAUCACCUGGCUGCCCGAGAUCAUGGCACCACAACUGCACCUGAGAUUGAUGCGUCACAAUACAAGACCAAGGCAGGUACCCAGCGCGGUGGUGCCACCCAUACCAGGGGGUAUAUGAAAGGUCAGCCUCAAGAUAUGGGAGGCGUUGAAAAUACGGUCAAAGAGACUGGCUUGAAGGGUAAGCCAGGGAAUAUGGAUUUCGAUCCUGAAGAUGAAGGUGUGGCCGGGCACCAGGAGCCGAGUAUCCUUAGUGGAUUAAAUCCAUUCAGCAAGUGA
Truncatella angustata is the source of this 777-nucleotide messenger RNA. RefSeq lists its product as uncharacterized. Lineage: Eukaryota; Fungi; Ascomycota; Sordariomycetes; Amphisphaeriales; Sporocadaceae. The transcript has 2 exons. The record is from RefSeq and is a predicted model, not a curated record. Bases 1 to 777 code for a protein of 258 amino acids.